Molecule: messenger RNA, 3615 nt
Organism: Parascedosporium putredinis
Lineage: Eukaryota; Fungi; Ascomycota; Sordariomycetes; Microascales; Microascaceae
Source: the annotation of a GenBank genome assembly
AUGAGAACGCUGUCCCUCCGUCGCCUCAGUAGCCAUGGCUCCCGGCUUCUCAAGAGGGCGCUGUCGCCGGAGCCGCGCGACUACCAUGACGAGGGCGAUGACGACCGAGCCAGAUAUCUAAGAAGCCCCUCGUCCUUAUUCUUUUCUCGGCUGGACGCUGUGAGCUACACAUUUCCCACUCGGGCGGCGGCCGAAUUGAAGGUACUGCAUGAUUCGGCCCUCGGAGUGUCACCAACGGUAGACAUCGUUGCUGUCCACGGGCUCGGCAACGGUUUCGAGGGAUGGGAGUCGACUGAGGAUGGCCUUUGCUGGCUCACGAGUCUGCUCCACCACGAUAUUCCGACGGCCAGGAUCAUGACGUUUGAACACAGUCCGGACCUACUAACCCCGAACCUCGCCGUGCGAGAAGCCCUCUACGAGCGGGCUCAGAGCUUGCUCGGCGCCUUGAAGCAAAUGUACAGCGCCGGCGGCGCUCGCGACCCCGCAAACGGCACCCCACCACUUGUCUUCCUCUCUCACAGCCUCGGCGGUCUUAUCGUCCAGCGGGCCCUUGUCAUGGCAAAGGAGAGCCAGGACCCCGCCACCCACCGUGUCUACCUUGCAACCCGAGGUAUGGUCUACUUUGGUGUGCCCGCUCGCGACCAACUGAAAAGGGUUCUCGGUGAUGUCUCACACUUGUUGCACACCCGGACGAGCUCGGCGGGGCCUGCCGCUGCAGCAAGGCGGACUCGCGCUAGGGACGGCAAGGACGGCAGGGAUGGAAGGGACGGCAAGGGCUGGGCGGUUGAUGCCGCGUCGCUGGAGGCAGGGCUCAAGUCGUUCGACGAGAUCGCCGACCGGCUGCACGCUAUGUCGGUGUGUUUUUGCGAGGCCCUCCCCACGCCUGGCCUCAAAGGCCAAAUGGUUGUCGGUAUCGGCUCGACAACGUCCGCGGCGGAAAGGAUUCUGUUACAGCGCUCUCAUGUCGACCUGAUGAGAUUUGAUAGCCACGAGGACGAUGGGUAUCUUGCCCUUAGGGAGUGGCUCAAUCUUAUGCUGGCCGGCGCCGUUUCCCCGCCGUCUUGGUUGGCUCCGGGCCGCGCAUCGGGGGCCUCUAACUCCGACGGCGCAGCUGCCGCUGGCACAUCUUCGGCGACAAGCAGCCUCCAGACGCUGGCCGAUCCGCUCCAGGCCUACGACGAGGUACCGUUUCUCCGUUUCGACUUCGAUAUCCGCCCCGAGUACCCUUCCCCGCCACCCUACCAUGUGCGACACGGCCUCCUGGAGGAGCUCGGGGCGCGGUUUGAACAACUCUCGCGUAGUUCCCGUGUCGCGUGCGUCGCGCUAGUCGGCUACGAGGACGUAGGCAGGGGCUUCAUAGCGCAGCACUUUGCUCGUUUGACUAGUAAGGCCGGCGACCGCCCCGUCUUCUGGCUGAACGGGUCCAGCCGCGAGACCCUGAGCAUCAGCUACCUCGAGCUCGGCCGCGCCGUGCUCGACUACCACUGGGCUAAGCACGCCGACACCUUGAUGGCACUCGGUGACGACCCCGCGGGUGCCCGCGUGCGCCUGCGUGCAGCCCUCGGCCUCGCCGACCUCGACAGUCUGCUCGACGGCCGCGCCUUUCUCCAGCUCGACCAAGUCGCCGUCGCCGCGUCUAUCAAGGCUGUUAUCAACUGGCUCCUGCGCGAGGGAAACGACCGCUGGCUACUUGUGCUCGACAAUGUCGGCGACGUCAGCGACCUCGUCGAGUUUCUACCUCUGACUCUCAAUGGCUGGAUCUUGCUCGUGCCGCAAAAACGGGAUUUCGAAAUUGGCAUUCUGGGCAUGGGAAGGCUUGAGGUGCCCGCUUGGACGGAGGAUGAGGCGUACGAGCUAUUGCUUGCGGAGACUGGGCGGGAGCAUCAUCCGAGUGAGGAACAAGCGGGAUUCGACAUUGUGCACAGCCUCGACUACCGGCCUUCUCUCAUUUGCCAUACGGCGGCGUAUAUACGGGAGCGGGGUGCCUCAUUCCACAACUAUUACAGUACCGACGCUCUCGCUACUCUUGCCCUGGCUAGCCUCGAGGAGCACCCCGGCGUGACCAGAUGGCCGAUACUCUCGUCGGAUGCUGGCGGUGCUUGGUGGGUUGGCGGGCCAGCUACUGCGCUUACUCGCCAACCACGUCUCACCGAGACGCUCAAGACGCUUGACCUAAUAACGCAGACCUCUUGCGCAGACACCCCGACCCCGCGACACGCCUGGCUCGCACUGGUCGCCCUCUCCUCCGCCAUCCACCGCCAAACCCUCUUCGACUCCCCCACCCUCCCCGAGCUGCACGCUCUCUCGCGGCCCCUCCUCCCGCAUGCGCGGGCUCUCUACCCGCUAGCCCUCCAACUCUCCGAUGCCAACUUUGUGCCUGAUAAGCGCGAUCCUAAGCGCGUAGACUGGUACCUCUUUGGCCAGCUCGCCGCCACCCAGGGCGACUCGACCCUCGCCAUCAAGUGGCUCGAGUUCACGUUACACCGCGGCGCUGCUCGGCCCGAGGAUGAGCGCCUAGACCCCGUCCGCGAGCUUGAGACCGUUCUUUCUCUCGCUCAGUUGUACCGACACCACGGCGAUUUCUCCCGCUAUGGCGAACUCCUCCGCUCCGCCGUCAUCACCGACGACAUGCGUUACAACGUCCCUGACCUCUACUUUCGCGCGCGUCUAGCCCGUGCCACCCUCUUUGCCGAAAAGUCCAUCCUCGACCACGCCGCGUUUGAGCUCGAGGACCUCGCGCGCCUCUACACCCCAUCCUACGACGAAGAUUAUGGUAUCGUAUCCACCACGCUACACAGCAGCAACGGGCUUGCCCGCACCGCCACGCGCACUACAGCACACACCAGCAGCCACCAUAACCGGACCAGCUUCAGAAACAGCCACCGAAGCAGCCGCAUCAGCGGCAGUGGUAACAACCACAACCACAGCCAUAGUAUCAGCGGCGGGGGCAACAUAUUUGCCCAGCUCUCCCGCCCCCGCCAUAUCCUGGCCCUCCACAGUCUCGCCGUAAUUCUCCGCAUGGCCGGCCGGCUUGACGACGCCUCGGCGGCCUACGCCCGGCUGCACCCGCUGUACGCGUCGCACCUAGGGCCGGCGCACCCCACCGUGCUUGACACACUCGAGGAGCACGCCCACGCCCUUCAAGACACGCUACACAUGCUCGACGCCGUUCCCGUGCUCGAGCGCACCCUUACCGCCAAGACGGCCUCCCUCGGGCCUAAGCACCCAUCCGUCCUCCUGGCGCAGGCUCACCUCGCUGCCCUGCGCCAGACCCUACUGAACUAUGACGCCGCGGACUCUCUGUAUCGUACCGCCCUGCCCGCUAUGGAGGAACACCUGGGCGAGUCGCACGAGGCCUGUCUCGGCGCCAAGGAAAACCUCGCUCUUAGCUUCUGGGCCCGCGCCGAUGCCACCGAUGCCGCGGCUGAGGCGGUGGUGGCCGCCACCGGCGGGGUUCGAAAACGAGGCGGUGAUCCCGCGGUGCAGGAGAUGAGGCAGUGGGCGAUCGGGCUCAUGCGUGACGUCCUCCGGGUGAGGGAGGAUGUUGGCAUGGGCAUCGAAGCCGAGGCGACACGGGAACGGCUAGAGGACAUGAUGACGAUGAUGAUGUUAUGA